AUGUACGCCAAGUUCGCCGCCCUCGCUGCCCUUGUGGCCUCGGCCACUGCCCAGCAAGUUUGCACCACCACGGCUGAGAGGCACCCCCCCCUUUCGUGGCAAAGGUGCUCGGCUGGCGGCAGCUGCACCACCGUCUCUGGCUCCGUGGUCCUCGAUUCCAACUGGCGGUGGACUCACCGGACCUCGGACACCACCAACUGCUACAGCGGCAACGUGUGGGAUUCGACCAUCUGCACUACUGGCGCUGAUUGCGCUUCCAAGUGCUGCGUUGAGGGCGCCGACUAUGCCAGCACCUAUGGUGUCACCACCAGCGGCAACUCUCUGAACCUCAAGUUCGUCACCAAGCAUCAGCACGGCACCAACGUCGGAUCCCGUACCUAUCUGAUGGAGUCCGACACCAAGUACCAAAUGUUCAACCUCCUCGGCAAUGAGUUCACUUUCGACGUCGAUGUUUCCAACCUUGGCUGCGGCCUCAACGGUGCCCUGUACUUCGUGACCAUGGAUGCCGAUGGCGGCAUGUCCAAGUACUCGAGCAACAAGGCUGGUGCUAAGUACGGCACCGGUUACUGCGAUUCCCAGUGCCCUCGCGACAUCAAGUGGAUCAACGGCGAGGCCAACGUUGUGGGCUGGAGCGGCUCGACUAACGACCCCAACGCCGGCUUUGGCAGCUAUGGUGCCUGCUGCGACGAGAUGGACGUCUGGGAGGCCAACAACAUGGCCACUGCCUUCACUCCCCACCCGUGCACGACCCUCGGCCAGACUCGCUGCGAGGGUGAUGGGUGCGGUGGCACCUACAGCGAGGAUCGCUAUGGUGGUAUCUGCGACCCCGAUGGAUGCGACUUCAACUCGUACCGCCAGGGCAACAAGACCUUCUACGGCAAGGGCAUGACUGUCGACACCACCAAGAAGCUCACGGUCGUCACCCAGUUCAUCAAGAACGCCGCUGGCGAGCUCUCCGAGAUCAAGCGCUUCUACGCCCAGAACGGCGUGGUUAUUCCCAACUCGGAGUCGACCAUCGCCGGCGUGCCUGGCAACUCCAUCACCACGGCGUACUGCGAUGCCCAGAAGGCCGCCUUCGGCGAUGAGAUCGACUUCCAGCGCAAGGGUGGUCUGGUCCAGAUGGGCAAGGCCCUCGAGAAAGGCAUGGUCCUCGUCAUGUCCAUCUGGGACGACCACGCCGCCAACAUGCUCUGGCUCGACUCGACGUACCCGGUCGACGCCGCCGGCCGCCCGGGCGCCGAGCGCGGUGCCUGCCCGACCACCUCGGGUGUCCCCGCCGAGGUCGAGGCCCAGGUCCCCAACUCCAACGUCGUCUUCUCCAACAUCAAGUUCGGCCCCAUCGGCUCCACCGUCGCUGGCCUGCCCGACAACGGCGGCGGUCCCAGCAGCUCCAGCACCAUCCGCACCAGCACCACCUCCACCCGGACCUCCACGUCCACCUCCAUUCGCACCACUUCCACUUCCACCCGCACCACCUCGUCGCAGGGCGGCCAAGCUACUGCUACCGCCAAGCGCUGGCAGCAGUGUGGCGGCAUCGGCUGGACCGGCCCGACCAUCUGCGAAUCUCCUUACAGCUGCACCAAGCUGAACGACUGGUUCUACCAGUGCCUCUAA
Molecule: messenger RNA, 1614 nt
Organism: Parathielavia appendiculata
Lineage: Eukaryota; Fungi; Ascomycota; Sordariomycetes; Sordariales; Chaetomiaceae
Product: carbohydrate-binding module family 1 protein
Exons: 3
Coding region: 1-1614 (537 amino acids)
Biological process (GO): carbohydrate metabolic process
Cellular component (GO): extracellular region
Molecular function (GO): hydrolase activity, hydrolyzing O-glycosyl compounds; cellulose binding
Source: RefSeq, a predicted model, not a curated record